CGCUUCGUUUGGCACCGAAAUAUCCCGCGCUUCACACCGAGGACGUCGCUAUGUAGCUUCACCACGGGGUCCCCAGCUCACAACGCCGUUAACGGGCUCAAUGGCAAGACAAACACAUGGCACGGCUUGGGCGCUGCGGAAUUCGAUUUAAGAAGUGACACGAUGACCAAGCCAACACUCUCCAUGCUAGAUGCUAUCGCGCAAAGCACCCUGCUCGAUGAUGUGUUCGGCGAAGACCCUACAACGAAUUCACUGCAAGAGUAUGUUGCAGAACGAACAAAGCAUGAGGCUGGCCUUUUGGUAAUGUCCGGAACCAUGGGAAACCAGGUUGCGAUCCGCACGCAUCUGAGCCAGCCCCCCCAUUCGAUACUGUGCGAUCACCGCGCUCAUAUCUUCCGCGCCGAAGCCGGUGGUGUCAGCAUGUGGACAGGUGCUACAGUGUAUGGUGUGAUUCCCGCAAAUGGUGGGCAUCUCACCCUGGAGGAUCUCCAGGCGAACUAUGUUCCCCCAACAGACAUCCACAACUGCCCCACCAAAUUAAUCAGUUUGGAAAAUACACUGGACGGAAUGGUUAUGCCGCUCAGCGAGACUAAACGUAUUGUUGAAUGGGCACAUGCGAACAGAAUCAAGGUCCAUCUGGACGGAGCUCGGCUAUGGGAAGCCGUUGUAUCCGGUGCAGGCAGCUUGCAUGAAUUCGCCAGCCUUUUCGACAGCGUCAGCCUCUGUUUUUCCAAAGGCCUAGGUGCUCCUAUUGGAGGUGUUAUCGUUGGAUCCAAAGAAUUCAUCGAACGAGCGCGAUGGUUCCGCAAGUCUAUUGGAGGAGGAACGCGCCAGGCGGGCGUUAUUUCCUCUGCUGCCAGGGUUGCAGUCGAAGAGACAUUCGGAACUGGUCCUAACGGCGAGGGCGGCAAACUCCAGGAGACUCAUGUCAAAGCGAAAAAGGUCGCAGAAAUGUGGACUUCCAAGGGCGGGAAGUUGGGCGGGCUCGUGGAAACUAAUAUGGUGUGGCUGGAUCUUGCAGCCUCGGGGUUGGGGCCCAAUGACCUCGGCGAAAUUGGGCAAGAGAAGGGAUUGCAGCUCUUGGGGAAUCGGAUAAUAGCCCACUAUCAGGUGUCCGCGGAGGCAUUGCGCCGACUGGACGAAGUGUUUCGCGUCGCACUGAGUGGGGAGUUCAAGCGCAGCACUGAUACCAACAAGCCCUAUGGCACACGAAAUAACACCGCCUCCGCUACAAUUGAGCGUUUCUCUGACGACGGCGACCCUGCCAGACACCUGCGCGUGACACCGCUUUCUUCCUUGUUAUUGCUGGAGAAACGGCCGCCGGCAACUCGAACACAGCCCGCCCACAAGAUAAAGAUCAAUCGUGCGAUUCUUGACCGAUCUCGCAUUAUGGAGGUGAACCCGACCCAAGGCUCAACACAGCCAUACUCAGAUCCUCGGCGACUAGGAUCACACAACUCAGGGCUCCAAGACGAGGAUGUGUCUGAUAUCUUGUGCAUUCUGCACCCCGGCUCUCCUUCCGCCCACGAAUUGGUUGAUGCCACGAGUCGGCUUGAUAAAGGCCAUCAACAUAUACUUCAACGGGACGAGUUCGAAUACGACUCUGAUGGCGCAGUUUCUCGAGACAUAGCCCUUCGACUUUCCUCAUCUGUGAGGGACUUGUCUGCAGGGUUUGUCUUCGGACGCAACCCACAGCGCUGCGACAUUCUGCUCAGCCCAGAGGUCACCUCGAAGACUGUGUCCAACACUCAUUUUCGGAUUUUUGUCAACGAAGAAGGCAUAUUGAUGCUUGAAGACACGUCUACCAACGGGACAGUUGUUGAUAGCACUCGUUUAUGGAAGCGUAACGGCCAGACCACUCGCAUGCUCGUCAACGGUUCUGUCAUCAUCGUCGCAUCUGACAAGAAGGAAGUGCGAUUUGUGGUGCGGAUUCCACCGCGGGACGGGUUUAAUGUACAGUACCAGGAAAAUCUUAUUGCGUAUCUACACCGGGUGGCUAGACAUGCUGCGAAAGUGAAGAACCUUCAAGCCCGCACACCUAUGUUGCAACACACACUCCAGUGGACGCUUGGGAAUCCUAAUCAAUAUGGCAUGCACUGGACUGGUGGCUCUAUUUACAACGUCACCGGGCAGAUCGGCAAGGGCGCAUUUGCCACCGUAUACAAACUGGCAACCAAACAAGAUGGCGCUGUCUAUGCGGCCAAGGAGCUCGACAAGCGCCGCUUUAUGAAGAAUGGCAUUCUAGAUCAGAAAGUCGACAAUGAGAUGCAAAUUAUGAAAGACCUUCGCCACCCUAAUAUUGUACAAUACAUCGACCACCAUGAGCAUGAUCGAUGGAUAUAUAUCAUCAUGGAGUACGUGGCAGGUGGUGAACUGUCAGCCUAUCUUUCAGGGAGUGGUAAAAUCGCCGAAGAUAUGGUUAAAAGCAUUACCAGGCAACUUCUCCAUGCUCUGCAGUACCUUCACAAACGAAAGAUCACCCACCGGGACAUCAAACCGGACAACAUCCUCAUAUCGUCCCUUGAUCCGCUGCGAGUCAAACUGUCCGACUUUGGUCUUUCCAAGGUCGUGCAGGAGGAGACAUUUAUGAAAACCUUCUGUGGCACUCUUCUUUACUGUGCGCCUGAAGUGUAUCCAGAAUAUGACAAUUACAGGCAGGGCGCAGUCCGAAAGCGGCGGCGAUUGGGCGACCCGCCUCCCCGGACCUCUCCGUAUAACCAGUCAGUUGAUGUGUGGUCGCUUGGCGCAGUUCUCUUCCAUAUCCUCUGUGGCUCGCCACCUUUCACCGGCCGCGCAGAUGACCGAGGAGUGCAGAUGCUUCGUACGAUAAUGACUACCGACGUCGACUAUGGUCUCUUGGAAGAAGCUGGCGUAUCGGCGGAAGGCAUUGACUUCGUUUCACAGCUUCUCCGCACCGAUCCACACGACCGUCCUAACGAGAAGCAAUUAUUCAAACACGCAUGGAUCGCAAACGUCGCCGAUAUCGAUGAGUACUCGGAUGUCGAGAAUUCCGCAAUUGAAGACGGGGAACACCUUCCUCUAAUUACCGAAGCUGUCGAGGAAGAGCUGGACGCGUCUCAAUUGUCGAUAAAUGACAACCUGGAAGAGGAAGCAUUCUGGGAGGCAGGCGAGCUCGGAGCAAGUCAGAUGAAGCGGCCGCGCCUUACCGAGGAAGCCGACGUUCGCUACCCGUCGCUUCCCAGUUUGAAGAGCUUCCCCGUCGUCGACAUGCCCUUCACUGCAGCGCAUCCCCAGCGCCUAUUUGGCGAAGUUACUCCAUCUGCACUGCGCAGUUCAGGCAUCUUUGAAGGUCUCGGCCCCAGUGCGUUCAGCUUCGGUAGCUCCCAAUCCUCCGGUGAGUCGAUGGAUGACGGCGAUACUGCCGGUGGUUCAGCUGCUGCAGUGCACUCUUUCCCCGAGUCCCGUUUUGGAGGCUCAUCCCCCGGUGUCUGGGGAGUGAAUAGCCCUAUGGGCCCUCUCCAGACGUCGGCUUCGGACUCGGACUCUCUCAGAUUCGCCUUGCGCGCGGCAGAUACACCGGGUACACCGCGUAGUCGUGCAGAACGAGAGGGGACGCCUGCUAACGAAGAUCUGACAGACCCAGGGAACAACAGUCCGAACGCACACGAGAUUACUCCAAAAGCCCUUCCGAUCCAUCGACGUCACGUCGAGCUUCCCUUGCCUGACACUGCCAGCGAAAGUUCUAACCCACGAGAUGACCAAUCGUUCAAAUUCCAACAACUCCGCCGUGACAGCAAUGCUGACCUCGACGAGUUGGCGACAACAAUCGACGCGCGCACUGGCAAAGAGAUAUCGGCGGAAAUACCUGCUACUACGCACAGGGAUGCUUCGGAAGGACCGACUGCCGUGGCUACGACCACUCCUCGAACACUGCCGCGUACAACAUUUGCAAAGCCUCUGCCCUUGCUAGGCAAACUAGUCAGCGUUCCUGGUUCCGUAAUCGAUCUUACCUUGCGACUGGAAAGCCGUAUGACCUCAUGGGGCCGUGGACCAUACGCGACAAUUGUUUACCCGGAUCGCAUGGACACUCGGAUUCCGGCAUAUGCCAUCGAAGUGACUUUUUGGAGCCCCGGCAUCGAAUCGCGCAUUGCCGAGGGCAUUGACUGGAUGGAUAUCCCCGACGUGAUAACAAUUCUGUCGACAAAGACACGCAAGUGCAUAUGGGUCAAUGGAGUCGAGCUUCGGCGAGCACCAGAAGCUGCGAAUGGCAAGCAAGGGUUCCAUUAUUUUGGAAAAAUCUACACGGACGAUGUGAUCACGAUAUUUGAGAAUGGAGACAAGGACAAGUAUUUGCGGUUCCGGUGCGAAUUUUACCAUGGAGAGAGUAUUGGGCGGCGACCGGCGAGUGAACAAGGGUUUACGGUGCGGCAGGUUCUGUAUCCGAAGAGUGACUCGAAGCAGAACCGGCUGGCAAACAGCAAGAGAGACACCAGUGGCAACAAGGUCUAUGCCUAG
Talaromyces rugulosus is the source of this 4476-nucleotide messenger RNA. RefSeq lists its product as uncharacterized. Gene Ontology annotation, cellular component: cytosol. Lineage: Eukaryota; Fungi; Ascomycota; Eurotiomycetes; Eurotiales; Trichocomaceae. Gene Ontology annotation, molecular function: protein binding; L-allo-threonine aldolase activity; protein kinase activity. The record is from RefSeq and is a predicted model, not a curated record. The annotation marks the transcript as partial. Gene Ontology annotation, biological process: glycine biosynthetic process; L-threonine catabolic process; protein phosphorylation. The transcript is spliced from 8 exons.